This is a messenger RNA of Solea solea (common sole), 3751 nucleotides long. RefSeq names its product guanine nucleotide binding protein (G protein), beta polypeptide 1-like (gene gnb1l). Bases 185 to 1174 code for a protein of 329 amino acids. The transcript is spliced from 7 exons. Gene Ontology annotation, molecular function: protein binding. The record is from RefSeq and is a predicted model, not a curated record. NCBI's taxonomy places the organism in Eukaryota, Metazoa, Chordata, Actinopteri, Pleuronectiformes, Soleidae.
GACAGACGGCCCAAGAAGAGACAAACUGCCUUUAUCCACGGACUUAGAGUCAGAUUACCCAGAGCUGUCUUAUCUGUUACAGGACCAGCAGGAGCCUCAAUACUCCUCUCUUGCCUCUUCCCACUGGCUCUCAUAUCCAGCACAGUGGCUCUCAGCAUCCAAACAAUGAUUGCAUGAACCAGGGAUGUCGCAUCCCGCUCCGUCCCCCAUCUACACCCUGAGGGGAGCUGGAGGGCCCCUUAACACCCUUCACUUCAGCUGCCUUGCAGGGGACACUCCCCUCUUAUUUUCUGGGUCAGGACAUGGCGUCGUCCAUAUCUGGAACCUGAACAGCAGGAGGGCUGAGAGGAACUUAGAAGGUCAUUCUGGUAGCUCGGUCAUCUGGGUCAACACACUGCAGUCAACGGGAGCCCUCCUCAGUCAGGGACGGGACAUGCAGGUCUGCCAGUGGGACCUGAGAGAAGGUCGCAGUGAGGUAGUGGACUCUGUAUGGACUGGCAGCGUUGGGUUCUGUCAGUGCUCCCUGCUGGAGUCGAGCUCUGGAAGCUCCCUGCUGGCCUUUGCUGGACAACAGACAGAGGAGAUCAAGAUCAUUGAUCUGCCCAGUAAGAAACCAGUCUGCACCCUGGUACCAGAUGCUAAGGUGGGGAUGGUCAUGUGUAUCAAACUGUGGCAGCCAGACUCUGGUCCUGGGCCUCUCCUGUUGGCUGGUUACGAGGACGGGUCCCUGUUGCUGUGGGACGUAACCCAGAGGUGCAAGCUGAGUGAGGUCAAAGCCCACCCUGAGCCCAUCAUGUGCCUGACCUUUGACACCAAGCGUCUGAGGGGCAUAUCUGCCUCCUCUGAAAAGAAGCUCUCCUCUUGGAUACUGGACAGACAGAACAACCUGCAGCUCCAGGACCUCAGUGUGACGUUAGUCAACCCCGGUGUUUCCCAGCUGUGCGUCAGGGAGGACGGCAAGCUUCUGGCUUCAGCAGGCUGGGACCACCGAGUGCGGGUAUUUGGCUGGAAGAAGCUGCGACCACUGGCUGUGCUUCAGUACCACAGUGACAUGGUGUUAAGUGUGGCCUUCUCAGACCAUCAGGACCCCAGACAAAGACUGCUGGCUGCCGGAUCCAAAGAUCAGAGGAUCAGCCUGUGGUCAAUAUACAGCGAGGGAGCCAACAGUAGCUGAACGUCUGAGCUGGAGGAGGACAAACAGACUUUGACUCAAACGUUGUCAUCUGGACUGAUGCAGGGAUUCGACUGCUGCUGGAUAUUUCCUACAACCUUAAGUAUUUCAUUAGACCUCAAAGAAUUGAGCAAAACAAACAAAAAAAAAACCUUCCCCCCAAGUUGUACCACAGAAGCAUUUCUGUUAUUUACCCGAACCACAUUUUUGAAACGGGUGUACAAAGAUAAUAAGAAAUACAAUGCAAUUCACCAAAAAUGAAACCCUUUAAAAAUGCAGCUGAAAGAACACCUCAUAAAGAAAACUGGACAUUGGACAUUUCAAGGAGAUGGGGUUCAGAGCUGGACUUCUUUAAGGCCAUAUGAAAUUGCAUUAGCUUGUGUUUUACCUUGUAAACCGUUUCUUUUUGUGUGUCAUGACCAGAAUAAUGAUGCCAAGUACAUUAGAUAUGCUAAUGUUCCAAGGUCCAAUAUCAAAAACGAAAGAGAAUCAAAAACAAUUUAGUUAUUUGAUAAAGAUGUGACGAAACGGAUAAGAAAAAUUUUCUAAUAUGUUCUAUCAGAAGUCAUUUCAAUAUGAUGUUUUUUAUCAUUAUAUAAUUUUUCGUGUUAAGCUGAGUGAAAAUGGCUCUCUCUUUCAAACGUUUAAUUCGGCUUUAGAGAUGUUUUCCAGCCUUCAGUUUUCUAAAAGCCUGACGCGAUGGUUUGCGCAGCUAAAGGUGAUUGUGUUGACUUAUCUGAUGGGAGAUUUGCUUCAGUGGACUUGAAUUUGUGCUAUACAGCGCGCACCUGAGCUGCUGUGUAAUCCAGUGUUGUUAUUCUAGCAGGUCGUAGGUGAACACACAGGCGCUGCGGCCUGACCUGAGCUGUGUUUGUCAAACAAGGUUAAUCACAGCAGCGGACGCAGAGAAUAGUGAGAUGUUGGUUUAGCAAAGCUGCUGAUUUUGCUCCUGCUCUCCUUGGAAAGCGGUAUUUGUCGAUGAACUGAUUUGUUUUUAUUCGAGCUUCAUUUAAAGAAGGAAAAAAAGGCAAAAGAGUAUUUUACUAAAGGAGAAUUUAGAAACAUUUUAAAAGUAAAAUAAUCUGUAUUUUAACAUCCCUUUGAUCACACAUUUAAACUGAAUGCAAAUACAGAUGUCAAACUGACAUUUGUCAAGAAAGAAAGUCCCAGAGAAAAUACAGAGGUGUUGUUUUUCUGUCCACCAUCUCUAAUAAUAUCUCUGCAUGAGAGCUCAUGUGUUACAACAUUGUGUUGAGAGGCCCCGGGGGGGAGGUGGGGGGUGCAGAGUUUCAAACGCUAGAUGUUCUGCUUCAUAAAGGCUUUGUCUCCUGGGAUGACCCUGAACUGAGAAGCUCAUCGUGCAGUACAGGAAAGGCCUGAGAAAUCAAAGAGCCAGACUUGGUAUAAUGGCCUCCGAUCAUUAGUGAGCAGAGGAAAGACGAGGUCAUUUACCAGACAAGGCUGCCUUACUGUGAUGCUACUGUCCCAGAAAACAAGUGUGUAACUCCAGUGUUACGCCUCGAAUUCAAGUUGCGUUUUGUGUUGAAACUGUUUUUAAAGCUGCAGUGUGUAACCUUUUUUUGUGACAUUUUUAUUAAUCUUCCGUUUAGUCCACGUGAACAGAAACGACGUAGCGUCAUUUCUAUGCUGCGUUCUUCACCUGAAAACAGGCUCUGUCAAGCAAAACUAUCAGACCUGAGUGUUUGUGUGUAUACAUUAGCAUCAGUUAUGCAUUUAUCCCCUCACACUGCUCAGCAGGUAGAUGUUUGAACAGUAGAAUUCACUUCUGUAACAUUUUAUAUGGGUGAGUCUUUGUGUUGUCAGUUUGUAGCUGUUAUGAUUUACUAAAUGUUGUUACUCGUCAAUCUCUUCCUGUGUGCGGCGCAAGAAUGCAGCUGGGCGACCUCUGACCUCUAUACUGAGAUACUUAGAGAUUCAUGUGCGGCUUAAUCAGCGGUGUGUAAACCCAUUAGAUGAUGGUUUGAAUCUAACAUGCAGUCGUCCAUAUUUAUAAGAUAUUCUCUACUUUUUUACUAUGUUUUUUGCUCGCUGCCAGCAUUAUCUUUAGGAAGGUGUCAUUUUUGGAUUGUUCUUCAGUAAUAUGUCAAAGGUAAAGGGAUGUGAAAGCUGAUACUGAUAUCUAGUGUUAUCAUUACAUCAAUUGUUGAAAGCUUUUGUCAGUUUACAAAACCCCUGGACUAAGGACGUUGUCCCCCUCUACCACCAAGUGCCUGGUUUUAAUGACAUGUUUUCCUUGUCCCUCACACAGCUCCAUCUAUACCUUUUGUGUGUGACCCCACUGGUGACAUCUCGUAUUCAUAAUAGCUUCCUAACUCUCCUGUUGGCUUUGAACAAACACACGGAGUGGCGUGGGCCAGCUUCCGUCCAUUCUCUGAUAAAUCAAUUGCUGCGUCCACUGGUGCAGAUGUCUGCUGAAUGGAGCAGACAGACGGACACCCACUGGCCUCAGAAGUGGCUGCUGGACCUCGUAAAUCACUUCAUAAUGGAUCAUUUAGGAAGUCAAUAAAUGGACAGGGAAGCUGUCGGCACAACAGGCCCCGUGCUUCACUUAUCACCGAA